Botrytis cinerea B05.10 is the source of this 1406-nucleotide messenger RNA. RefSeq lists its product as hypothetical. The record is from RefSeq and is a predicted model, not a curated record. The transcript has 2 exons. The coding region runs from base 293 to 1174 and encodes 293 amino acids. Lineage: Eukaryota; Fungi; Ascomycota; Leotiomycetes; Helotiales; Sclerotiniaceae.
GCGCGUACGUACGGUGGUGACUUUCAUUCACUAUUUUUCAUUUUUGUAGAUUUAAAAGCUGGACACUAAUGUGCGCUUACGGUUUUGACUGUUAUUGCGGUGUUUACGGUUUUUUAUUACCAAUGUACCAAUAUCAUCACCUUGAAUGUACGAAAUGUUUCUUCAUAUAUAAGCUACUUUCCCACCCUCGAACAAUUCCAAAAAAUUCAUUCAUUCUCAGUUUCUAUCCACAAAACUCCAGGCGCAAACAAUUUAGAAACAAACCACAUUCAAAAAAGAACAUACCAAUCAAAUGUUCGCACCUCAAAUCUUGCGCGCUAUUGGAUGGCGCACUGUCGCAAAUACAGACUACGAUGGCGCAGUUCUUGUUGGAGGUUUAGAAAAUGAACUCAGACAUUUUGGGGAUCCAGAUGAAGAACACGACUCUUGGUCCUACCCUGAACCAGUAAAACCAUGUCCAUAUACCCACGAAGGCGCAAGAGCUAUUGCAGCAGAAGAAAAGAAGAAGAAACAAGAAAAGCUCAGAGCUGCUCGUAGAUCCUCAAUCUUAGGGAUCUCUAAUUAUGAAAACAACGCGAACUAUGUCGACCUUGAUAAGGCAGUUGGAAAGAUUGAGGAAGACGAGGAAGAGGGCUAUACAGUCGAGGGCAGUGAUGAACCACUUGAAUUCUGUGAUGAUUGGUUUUCAAGACCUUUACAGCAAGAAGAUGGUGCAUGUGGAACAAAAUCUGGCAAUGUUUUGAAGCAUCCCAGUCUUUUUCAGGGACAAACCAUUGAAGAAGAAAAAGAUGCUGAUAUCUACGAAUGGGAUGCAGUAAAAUUGGCGACCGAAUUGAGCCAAGACUCGGGCGCUCGCACAUAUGAAGAGGAUGCUGAUAGUGAUUUUGAUUCUGCUGUCGAAGAUAGCUUCGUAUUGAUGGCUACCGAGGAAGCUAUGGUUUCAUCAAAUGAAACUUGCAAAGGAGGUAGCUCUUGUGGAUGCGACUCCGGGUUUGUCAAGAUCGACGAUACAAACACAAUGCAUGGCUUGAAUGGAAUUGAAAAGACGGGUUGUUCGGCUCGGACUGUCAUUGCGGCUCAACCAGGACUUUGGCGAUCAAUGAUUGCUUGCAGACCUUUUGAAAGAUCACGUCGUCCACAUAUCAUUAGACCGGGAAGCUGGCAAGCGGUCUAAGUAUUUCGGCGAAUUUGUGAGAAUCGAAGAGACUUCGAACUUUGAGGCCAGAUAUGGCACUCAGAAACAUGCUCGUUAUCAUAAGUCUAUAUCCUCUUUCCAAGAAGAUUAGACUAUGAGCUUCUCACCAAGAUCUACCUAAUCCUGAGCCAAUAGCUGGGUGGCUCCUAAUCGUAUUUGCAAUUUGAAUUUAAUCUAAUCAUUUAGCAUUCAGGAUGAGAGCGAGAGACCA